AUGAAUAUUUUAACAAAAUCUCAUGGUGAGCAUUUACCUCCACCAUCAUUUCUGUUUGGUACCGGACCAUCAUCAACAACUACAACCCCGUUGUCAUCAAAAAAUGUUGCUGCUGCUAUAACAAGUAGUUUGUCAGCUGAAGUUGGUUCGAUAGCUGAUUUCUUUUUACAACAUUCCACAGCAGCUAAUAAUUUACAUGUAAGUAUUGUUGAACAAAAUCAAGAACAAGAAGAUGAAACUAAUUAUGUUCCUGCGUUACCAUCAAUAAAAAAUACACAAGAACAACAUACUGAACAAUCUCCUGUUAUAUCGCCAAAUCGAGAGCAACUGUCAGAUGAUGAUUUAGAUAAUCUUAAUGAUUUAAAUACAUCGGGUAAUAAGGAAAAACUCGGUCAUAGACGAGUAGAUGAAGCAGGAAAUGUGACAUAUAAAAAGUGUUCAACAGAUGAAUUGAUGAAAUCUUUACAAAUUGGUUUAACAUAUGCAUUAGGUAAACAUCAUCAACCACAACGACAAGUGUUAUUACAAGAUUUUCAACAAAUUGAAUAUGUUGAUUUUCCACAUGAAGGAAGUAAUGUUACACCAAGUCAUUCAUAUCCAGAUUUUCGAUUAAAAACAUAUGCACAAACAGCAUUUCGAUUUUUUAGAAAUGCCUUUGGUGUUGAACCAUCAUCAUUCAUGGUAUCAUUAUGUUCAAAUGAAUUUUAUGAAUUACCGAAUGCCGGUGCCAGUGGUAGUAUAUUUUAUACAACAUCCGAUGAUUUAUAUAUAAUAAAAACUGUCUCAAAAAAAGAAGCACGUUUUCUUCUAAGUCUACUACCUGGAUAUUAUAUGAAUUUAACACAAAAUCCAUUUACAUUAUUACCAAAAUUUUUUGGUCUCUAUUGUUAUCAAAGUUCAAAUAAAAAUAUUCGAUUUGUUAUUAUGAAUAAUUUGGUACCAUCAAGUGUAUAUAUUCAUGAAAAAUAUGAUUUAAAAGGUUCAAUUUAUAAACGUAAAGCAUCCGAAUUUGAACGACAAAAACCAAUACCAACAUAUAAAGAUAAUGAUUGGAAAGAGAAACAUAAACAUGGUAUUAUUUUAGAACCAUUUUUUUAUGAUCAAUUAAUACAAACAAUUCAUGAAGAUGUUAGAGUAUUAGGUAGUUUUCAAAUAAUGGAUUAUUCUUUGCUUCUUGCUAUCCAUAAUAUAACUGAACAUAUGCAACAAUCUCAAAAUAAUAAUCGAUCUAAAACUAAUACUCUUGAACUACCAUCUCCACCAUGUUUACCAUUAUCAUCAAUUGAUUAUAAUGCUCAUCCACAAUUACCACAUUUACCAACAUAUAUUCAGUAUCUUCGUGUCAUUGAAUUUAUUCGACAACAAGAUCCCACAACACCAACACAACAUGAUAGUAGUGAUACAGGAGAGAUUGAAAUAAAAGUUCAAAAUCAACCAUCACCACCACCACCACCAGAUACGAUAAGUAUAAAAACAAUAAAACCUCUUUGGACGAAUAAUAACAACAACAACGAAGAUGUAAAUAUUAAUACAAUAUCGGCAAUUGCUUUGCGAGCAACAAGUGCAAGUCCAACAAAUUUUGAUCGAACAUCAUCAGCAACAACAAACGGAAUUAGUACACCAUUUCAUUUGCCAAAUGCAAGCUCAACAGAUUCUUGGUUUAACAAACAAAAUCUCUCAAGAUUAGCCAUGGCUGGAAUUCCCGCGGUUAAUGAAAAAGGUGAUCUACUUUUAUUAUAUGUUGGAAUUAUUGAUAUUUUACAAAAUUAUCGAUUAAGAAAGAAACUUGAACAUGCAUUUAAAUCAACAUUAGUCACAAAAGAAGAAGUAUCUGUUUGUAAUCCGAGUCAUUAUGGUAGUCGUUUCGUGAGAUUUUUCUCUCGCAGUGUAUUUCGUAAAGGUGGAGCAAGUGGUAGCACAAUUAUGUCUGAUUCACAAUCGAACAUGGAUCAGGUCACAUUGCACAGUAGCAGUAUAACAUUCAAAACAAAUGAAUUGGCAAGAUUUGCUGAUGGAACGGCUACUGCACAAGUUGAAUAUCGUGAAAAAGCAGCAGCUGCUGGAAGAAUACCAACUAAUCAUUUACGUCGAGAAUUAGGCUUGACUGAUCAUGAAAUAUUAACAGCGAGAAUGAUUGAUCGUGCAAUAAGACCGAUGUUUCCUAACGGAUAUUACUAUGAUACCCAAGUGAGAAUAAAAACUUCUGCUUCUUUAUAUACAUCGGAUAUACCUUGGGAUGGACCUAUUGGUGCUAUUCGAACUGGCUAUAUUAAUGGAGAAUUUAUUGCCAAUCCAACGCGUCAGCAAAUGCAAUUGAGCGACUUAAAUUUGGUCAUGUCAGUGAAUCAUAGAAGAGAAAUUGUAAUGAUUGAUGCAUCAGCAAAUCGUUUAUCGGACGAUAAAUUUUUAUCAGCAUUGCAAUUUGGUAUCGACUCGUGUCAAUCAAUAAUUGAUCAAAUACGAAUGCUAGCCUCAAAACCAAAACGUCAGACAAUUAUACAAACAAUUGAUCCGAAAUUGAUAUCUCUCAUUCAUUCAUUAUCCUACACAAGAGUAGAAGAAAUAUUUUGUAAUUCAAACCUUGAUAAAAUUCAGCGGGAUAAUGCUGUUAAUGUUGUACGAACAGAUGUGCUUGACACGUGUCUGAAACGUUUACAAGCAACAAUAGCAGUAAAUAAGGAAGAAAUAGUAUCAGAAUCAGUUGAACAAACAUCGAUUGAAAAAUCGAUUCGAACCCCAUCAACGGUGAACACAACGCUUAUUCAACAACAAUUAGCUGAUGCAUUUUCUUAUGUUGUUAAACAAAUAUUUCGUUCGUUAAUUUUUGAUCGUUCAAUCCGUUGUGAUGGUCGUACAUUUACUCAAUUACGUCCAAUUAAAUGUAUAGUUGAUCUUUAUUCACCAUUACAUGGUUCUGCUCUUUUUCAACGUGGUCAAACACAAGUAUUGUGUACUCUUUCAUUUGAUUCACUCGAUUCACAAUAUCGAUAUCAAGAUUAUUCAUGGCGAUCGGGUGUCAAACGAAAACCAUUUUUAUUACAUUAUGAAUUUCCACCGUAUGCCACGAAUGAAACGGGACGAGCAUAUGGUCGAACGGAUAGACGAGAACUGGGACAUGGUGCUCUAGCAGAAAAAGGCGUUGAGCCAAUUAUACCACACCAAUUGCCAUUUAUGAUACGUUUAACAUCCGAAGUUCUAGAAUCAAAUGGUUCAUCGUCAAUGGCUUCAGUGUGUGGAGCGAGUUUAGCACUGAUGGAUGCUGGCGUAUCGAUAAUUGAACCAGUGGCCGGUGUAGCAAUUGGACUUGUUUCAAAACAAAAUCCAGAAAAUAGUGCUAUUAGUGAUUAUCGGGUAUUAACUGAUAUAUUGGGUAUUGAAGAUUAUAUGGGUGAUAUGGAUUUUAAAGUGGCUGGUACAAAAGAUUCUCUAACAGCUUUACAAGUUGAUAUUAAAGGUAUGCAAGGUUUACCAUUGAAAAUUGUUACCGAAGCACUUUUAGCUGCCAAGGAUGCUCGAUGUGAAAUAAUUUCAAUCAUGAAUCGUACAAUUCAUGAACCACGUUCACCUCGAAAAUCAAAUACACCAGAAUUAGAAAAUUUAAUUAUUCCUAUACAUAAACGUGGACGUUUUCUUGGUGUAGGUGGAUUAAAUUUAAAAAAGAUACUUGUUCAAACGGGCGUUACUAUAUCGCCUAUAGAUGAAACAACGUAUUCAAUAUUUGCUCCAAAUAAAGAUGCAUUAACAGAAGCAAAACAAAUAAUUAAUGAUCUACUGGAAGAAAUAAAAGAACCAGAAUUAGAAUUUGGGGGUAUUUAUACAGCAAAAAUUGUUGAAAUAAAAUCGAAUGGUGUUAUUAUACAACUACAUCCAAAUAUGCAACCAGUAUUGUUACCAAAUUCCCAAUUAGAUAGACGAAAAAUUGAUCAUCCAAGUGUAUUAGGUUUUCAAACUGGUCAAGAUAUACAAGUAAAAUAUUUUGGACGUGAUCCAGUCAGUGGUAGCAUGCGUUUAUCACGAAAAAUAUUAUUAACUGCUGGAGUUGGACCGGUCAAAAAUUUUAUGCCAAAAGACGAUGAAAAACGUCAACAAUAG
Didymodactylos carnosus is the source of this 4092-nucleotide messenger RNA. The record is from the annotation of a GenBank genome assembly. NCBI's taxonomy places the organism in Eukaryota, Metazoa, Rotifera, Eurotatoria, Philodinida, Philodinidae.